UCUGGCUUCGGUGCCGUGCGUGGGAAGGCGCGGGGCUGUCUCCGCCGUCGGGUGGGAGCGGCCGGUGCCCGCCGGGGCGAUGUCGGGCCGCCCGCCGCGGCAGGAGGAUGGAGAGAGCGCGGCGCUGCGCCACAAGGAGGAGCUGAGCCGGCGGAUUAAAGAGCAGAAGAUUGUAGUCGAUGAACUUUCUAAUUUGAAGAAGAACCGGAAAGUUUAUAAGCAGCAACCCAAUAGCAACAUAUUCUUCCUUGCAGACCGGACAGAAAUGCUGUCUCAGUGCAAAAAUACGUUAGAUGAAUUAAAGAAGGCACAUCAGGAGCUGGAAAAUUCAGAAAAGGCUAAAAUCAAGAAGUAGUUCAUGUGAAUUGCCCAUUGCAAUGUGUGGUAUUUGCUGUGUUGUUACCUUGUGCAGCCAGCGUGCGAUUCAUGAUUUCCUCAGUGAAGACAUCCUCUGCCUUCUGAGAAGAAGAGGACCAGACAGUAGCCAACAGUUGAUAAAAACUGUGACUGAUUUCUCUUAUCAAUGUCUGUUUUCAGGCCAUGUACUUCACUUGAGGGGGCUGCUGACUCCUCAGCCUCUGGAAGAUGCCAAUAACAAUAUUUUUCUUUGGAAUGGAGAAAUUUUCAGUGGAAUUCAUGUAGGAAAUCUAGAGAAUGAUACUGAAGUAAUAUUUCAUCAUCUGGCUUCAUGCAGCAGUGAAAUGGACAUUUUGUCACUCUUCUCAUCACUUCAGGGUCCCUGGUCUUUUA
Messenger RNA from Parus major (Great Tit), 750 nucleotides. It is a transcript of the gene ASDURF, whose product is annotated as ASNSD1 upstream reading frame. The record is from RefSeq and is a predicted model, not a curated record. The transcript has 4 exons. The coding region runs from base 80 to 355 and encodes 91 amino acids. NCBI's taxonomy places the organism in Eukaryota, Metazoa, Chordata, Aves, Passeriformes, Paridae.